GACUCGGAGAUGGAAAUGUACAUUAUUGCCUUUUGUCUACUUACUGGUGUGUUCCUUGCAGCAGUGAAGCUUUACCAAGUGUCCAUCAAAAAACCUUAUAAAUCCAGUGUCAAACUUCACGGAAAGACGGCCAUUGUCACGGGAGCAAAUACUGGAUUAGGAUUUUGGACAGCUCUUGAUUUGGCAAAGAGAGGAGCCCAUGUCAUUUUGGCUUGUAGAAACUUGCAAAAAGCAGAAGAAGCAAGGAAAAAAAUUCUGGAGGCACUAGAGGGUGGGGGUGAUGUAGUGGUCAGGCACUUGGAUCUGAGCUCUAUGAGGUCUGUAAGGCAGUUUGCUAGAGAGACAUAUGAACAGGAAGCAAGACUGGAUAUUCUCAUCAACAAUGCUGCAGUGUCAG
Molecule: messenger RNA, 397 nt
Organism: Saccostrea cuccullata (small rock oyster)
Lineage: Eukaryota; Metazoa; Mollusca; Bivalvia; Ostreida; Ostreidae
Product: retinol dehydrogenase 13-like
Exons: 2
Source: RefSeq, a predicted model, not a curated record